AUGUCCACUUCACCAACACAUCAUCAACAACAACAACAACAACAUCAAACUUCACCAACGCACAAUCAACACACUUCACCAACACAUCAGCAACAACAACAACAACAACAACAACAACCAACUUCACCAAUACACCAACAACAACAAAAACAAACUUCACCGACACACAAUCAACCAACUUCACCAACAAAUUCCUCAACUACAACAACAACAACCACAACAAAUACAAAUACAUUAAAAACUCCAACCGACUUAAUUAAAGAGAAAUGUGAAUCAUCAUUACAACAACCUGAUUCAAUCAUGUCAAUUGAAGCAUCAUCCUUAAUGAAAGAAUACAUCACAGUUGGUGGUAGACCACAAGAUGUUAUUACAUUUUUAUCGGAAAGUUAUAGAGGAUAUGCACAAAUGUGUAAUUUAUUAUGUUAUUGGUUAAAGAUAGCAGGUAUACCAGAAGAACAAAUUCAAACUCAAUUUUCAAAUCAUUUAAAAGAAAUCAUAAUAAAUAAAUUUGAUCCAAAAGUUGCUGAUACUAUUUUUACUUCUUCUAGUACACCACCACAUUGGUUAGAUGAAAUGAUAGUUGAUUCACAAUGGAGAUCACUUAUAUAUCAAUUAUCAGAAGAACAUAAGAAUUGUUUAAUGUUAAAUUUCAUAAUUCAAAGAAUAUCAGAUUCAGGUUAUCAAAAUGAAAUUGCAUCAUUAAGUACUGCCUCAACAUACUAUAGAGUUUUUAAUAAAGUUUUAUUCGAUUCAUUAGCGGAUUUAGUAACAUUGGAUGAAAUUUCAUUUCGUCAACAAUUGGAUGAAUUUAAAAAAUCAUGUUGUCAACAUCAACAUACUUAUUUAUACGCUCAAGCAACAAUUCAAAAUUUAAUUAAAAAUAAUCCUCAAAAAGCUUAUAAUUUAAAAAGAAUUUCUCAAGAAUUAGAAAUAGAAGCAACUAAAAAAAAUAAAAUUGCACAAAGAAUUUCGUUAAUGAUGUCAAAUAUAUCACAAUAUCCAUUAAUAUCAUCAAGUAUAACAUCAUUGCUAAUGAGUAAUACAACAACAACAGGUGAUAUAAUUAAAUUAUAUAAUGAAUAUACAAAAGCUCAACCACCACCAGUCGAUUUUUUAAGGUAUCCAAAUUUAUUGGAACUAUUAUUGAGUGAUUUAUUUUGUCCUGGUAAAGUCAUUCAAAGUGUACAUAAGAGUAAAUGGAUUUAUUUAGUGACCUAUAGUGUUUGUAUUAAUAGUAGUAGUAGUAGCAAUGAGAAAGAUAAUAAUGUAUUUAAAGAUAUUACACGUGCAAUUGAAAUAGUUCAUAAUAUUUGUCAAUCGAAUCCAUUAGGUUCAGAAUUACAAUCAGUUGUUGGUACUCUAAAAGAUCAUUUAGACUUUCCAAUCAUUUCAAUGGGUAUAAUGCAAUGGAUUAAACAUAAUCUUACUGACACUACAAAUCUUUCAAGUUAUAAUACUUUAUGUGUACCAAUUUAUUUAGAUUUCUUAAGAGAUAUUUGUUUAAGACAUCCAUUACAUAGAUCAGUUGUAUUAAAUAUAUUAGUAUCACAUUUUGAAGUUGAAGCACAAGAUUUAGAAUCAUUGGCAAUAUUAGAGAUGAGAAAGAAUGUAAUUGAUAAUAUAGUUUAUUUAUUUAGUUGUGGUUAUGUUAUACCAGUUUUAGAUACAAUUGAAAGUUGGGCACCAAAAAUUGAUCCUUCCUUAACUCGUUACUUUAUAAAUCAAGUUUUAGAUAUAAUCGAACCACCUUAUUCUCAAUCAUUUAUGGAUAAAAUGAAAUCAAUCAUUAAAAUCAUUAAUCCAUUUGGUGAAAGUACAAAAUUGGAACCAUCUGUUCAAAGUUUUUUAGAUCAAUGUAAAAAUCAAUUAAUUUUAAAUAAUAAUAAUAAUAACAAUAAUAAUAAUUUAUCAACAAAAACUUCAACAAAAAGAAAUAAUACUGAAAUUUAUAAUAAUGAAGAUGAAAAUGAACAAGUAUUUUAA
Dictyostelium discoideum AX4 is the source of this 1983-nucleotide messenger RNA. RefSeq names its product TH1 family protein. Lineage: Eukaryota; Evosea; Eumycetozoa; Dictyosteliales; Dictyosteliaceae. Gene Ontology annotation, cellular component: nucleus. Gene Ontology annotation, biological process: negative regulation of DNA-templated transcription. Bases 1 to 1983 code for a protein of 660 amino acids. The record is from RefSeq and is a predicted model, not a curated record. The transcript has 5 exons.